AUGUCAAGAAGACCAGUAUUAGAAACCGUUGAUGACGAUGACAUAGAUAACAUGGAUAUGGAUAUUGCGGAAUUUGAUCCUAAUUUAAAUACUCCAAUAGCCCCUUUAAGACCUCAACCAAGUGUUGUAAGAUCUCAAGAUCAAACGUCAAAAUCUCCGGUGUUAGAUAUAGAACGUCCUGAAGAUUACGAUAAAGAUAUCAGAGAUCCAAGACAAUUUUCAGAUACUGAAAAAAGAGAAUUUAAAUCAUAUCAAACGAUUUAUCCAUGUUAUUUCGAUAUAAAUAGAUCCCAUCAAUCUGGAAGAAGAGUAUCUAAAGAACUUGCCGUAAGUAAUCCAUUAGCUAAAACUAUUGCUGAUGCUUGUAGAUUUUUAAGAAUCCCUGUAUUAUUAGAAUUAGAUAAAUCCCAUCCUCAAGAUUUUGGUAAUCCUGGUAGAGUUAAAUUAUUGAUUAAGAAAGAUGGUCAACAAGUUGAUGAAUUAAUAAAUAAUAAAAGACAAGUAAUGAAUUCCAUUGCUAAAUAUUUAAAACAACAUCCAACCACUUUAGAAAGUAUUGGAUUAAAAUCAGGUCAUCCAAUACCUCCAGAAUAUAAAGAUGGUUUUGAACCUGAAGAAUUACCAAGAGUUAAAGGGUUUGAAAUGAAUACUAUAGUUCCAAUUCAUUCACAAUUGACUAUGAAACAUCCAAUGACUAAACAUAUUUAUGAUCCUGAACCCGAACAACCAAAAAUCCCAGCUGCUCCUAAAGCACCUAAGAAGAAAGUUAUGAAGAUAAGAGGGUAG
Molecule: messenger RNA, 786 nt
Organism: Yamadazyma jaroonii
Lineage: Eukaryota; Fungi; Ascomycota; Pichiomycetes; Serinales; Debaryomycetaceae
Source: the annotation of a GenBank genome assembly